AUGCCAGACAAAUCCUCGAAUCCAUUCCGUCCCUCGCCCCAGUACCCGCCCCAGGAGUAUCAUCACCAACCCUCACCAUUCUUGCCACCCCCGCAGGCACAGGGCAUGGAUCCCCGCGCCAUACCAACGGGGAGCGCCUACUCGGAUCGUCCUCCCUCUUACGAACGUGCUGCCCAUGGCCGGAAUCCAAAUUACGAGGGGUGGCAGAGCGGGCCCGUCGACUAUCACCGCGAAGGUGUCUCACCUCAGAUGUCAUAUCCGCCAUCCUAUCCUCCAGCGCAGGAGAACGGCUUCCCCUCGCAGCAGGGGUACGACCCCUCGCCGCAUCAACCUGGUCCUCAGGCCGCCCACGAUUGGACUGGACAACCACCGCCCGAGCAGAGUCCAGGUUUCUCGCUCUCAUCCAUAACCAAGAUCUUCUCGGGGUCGUCGUCCAACCCCCUCGACCCUCCGCCACCGUGUUUCAGCCGCCCGCCGCCGCACAACGUCUCCUACGAGCCGUUUCAAACGAUGGUCUCGUACGGACUGGGCAAGGAGAUCAGGGACGGGUUCACGCAGCUGCCGCCUCCGAGCAUGCUGCAGCCGCAUCCGUUCGCGAGUCAUGACAUCCAGGAAGAUGACUGGCACAGGUUCCUUUCCGACGUGAAGAAAGCCGGGGAGCUCUCCACGAGAGAGAACAUCACGGCUGCUGUUCUUCCCCUAACUAUGAACAUAGGGCUUACAGGCAUGCUCGUAUCAAAGGCAAUCAAGAACGGACAAAGUCGCAGGAAGCAAGAUCCUACGUCGAAACUCGUUGAUGUGUGGAACCACAAUGGAGGUGAUCCUGGCCAAAGGCGAUAUGCGCCUUUCGGGACACAUGGAAGCGGGCGUCCUGCCGGACGCACACCGCGGACACACCAGUUCCGAGGAUUCGCCCAGUUCUUCCGACGAAGAAACGAGAGGUCAAGGCCGCAGGUCAGACAGGCGCCCAAGAAUGCGAGAGAGACGGCAGCGGCGGAGGAGUGA
Gloeophyllum trabeum ATCC 11539 is the source of this 1005-nucleotide messenger RNA. RefSeq lists its product as uncharacterized. The record is from RefSeq and is a predicted model, not a curated record. The transcript has 4 exons. Lineage: Eukaryota; Fungi; Basidiomycota; Agaricomycetes; Gloeophyllales; Gloeophyllaceae. The coding region runs from base 1 to 1005 and encodes 334 amino acids.